AUGCAGUACGCGGUCAACGAGAAGAUACUCUGCUUCCAUGGGCCUUUACUUUACCAGGCAAAGGUGCUCAAAGCGGAGGACUGGAAGAGCGAAGACAAGAAAAAGGGCCACACCGGACCACACUACUUUGUGCACUAUCAAGGCUGGAAGCAGACCUGGGACGAAUGGGUGCCCGAGUCGCGCAUGCUGAAGUACAAUGACGAAAACCUUGCGCGACAAAAGGCACUGCAGGACACACAGAAAGCAGAGCAGCAACGGCAGAGGGAGCUGGCGAAUCCAUCUACGUCUGCAUCCAGUGGGGGGGACGUUGCUGGGGAACGGGGAAGACGCGUGUCAGGAGGCAGGGGACUCAAGCGGGGGCGAGACGCAGUCGAGCCGGAUGAAGAGUAUCAGAAACGUCCAGAGAUCCGGAUCCAGAUCCCAGAUGUCCUCAAGCUGCAGCUCGUCGACGACUGGGAGAACAUCACCAAGAACCAGCUGCUCGUCCCCGUGCCACGCGAGCCGACUGUGAACAUGAUCCUGCAAGAGUACCGCGAUCACCUCUCCGCGCGCCCUGAAGCGAAGCAGCGCUCGCCGGCGGUGGUGGAGGAGGUGCUAGCAGGCCUUAAGCUCUACUUUGACAAGAGUCUCGGCAACAACCUGCUGUACAAGUACGAGCGGCAGCAGUUUGUUGAGAUGCGCAAGCGCUUCGCGGAAAAGGAGGGAGCCAAGGGGAGCGGCGCAGAGGCGACUGAAUAUGACUCCGGGCUCAUUGGCGGCAUCGAGCCUAGCGCCCUGUACGGUGCAGAACACCUGCUGCGCCUCUUUGUCAACUUACCGGGAAUCAUCGCACACACAACCAUGGACGUCGAAUCCGUCGCCAUCCUCAAAGAGCACAUCGCAGACUUUUUACAAUUCUUGGCGCAGAACAAGAAACGCUUCUUUGCACAGCAGUACGAGGCUGCUAGUCCAGCAUACCACCGCAUCAGCCAGAUUUGA
Molecule: messenger RNA, 978 nt
Organism: Tilletiaria anomala UBC 951
Lineage: Eukaryota; Fungi; Basidiomycota; Exobasidiomycetes; Georgefischeriales; Tilletiariaceae
Product: MRG-domain-containing protein
Exons: 7
Coding region: 1-978 (325 amino acids)
Biological process (GO): chromatin organization; regulation of DNA-templated transcription
Cellular component (GO): nucleus; NuA4 histone acetyltransferase complex; Rpd3S complex
Source: RefSeq, a predicted model, not a curated record